This is a messenger RNA of Coregonus clupeaformis (lake whitefish), 2125 nucleotides long. RefSeq names its product protein lin-28 homolog A-like. Lineage: Eukaryota; Metazoa; Chordata; Actinopteri; Salmoniformes; Salmonidae. Gene Ontology annotation, molecular function: zinc ion binding; nucleic acid binding. The coding region runs from base 131 to 1120 and encodes 329 amino acids. The record is from RefSeq and is a predicted model, not a curated record. The transcript is spliced from 4 exons.
CACAGCCAGCAAGCGAGCGGAUGAGAAAAGGAACGAGAGAGAGAGUGCAAGCGCUCGAAGUUGAGUGAGUGUGGAAGGGAUUGAAGUAGAGAGACAUGAUAAAAUAUCAAGAGGGAAAGCACGCACUACCAUGCGAGCUAAAUUUGUGACCGCUGGAAUAGAGGAUGUCAGAUUAAUGGUGACUAUCAUAACCCGUUUUCGCAGAGGAAGCUUUUCGAUUGGGACUUUGGAAGAGAGGGUCCGCGGGGAAACAUGGCCGAAGGUUAUUCUGCAAUUAUUUUCUAUUUUUUUGCGCUUACUUUUUCUUCUGAUGGUAUUGAGGGGAUCUGCGAAGGACUAUUGGUAUAGAUCCUAUAUGUUAUGUACCGCCCACGAUUAUUUCCAUGUGAAAAUAUACCUUGGGAUCUUGUUGGAGCUGUUUGUCAACGGAGGGGCGGUUAAAGGUGAGGACACGACUGCUUUAACCGCCAAGUCGGCGGAGCAGGAAGAGCGAAUUCUGCCCCAGCCUCUGUCGGGAGCAGGCCACUGCAAGUGGUUCAAUGUUCGAAUGGGGUUCGGAUUUAUAUCAAUGACCAGCAGCGAGGGGAGCCCCGUAGAUCUCCCUCUGGACGUAUUUGUCCACCAAAGUAAGCUGGUGAUGGAGGGCUUCCGCAGCCUGAAGGAGGGUGAGAAGGUGGAGUUCACCUUUAAGAAGUCCUCCAAGGGCUUGGAGUCCCUGCGGGUGACGGGGCCGGGCGGGGGACCGUGCGCGGGCAGUGAGAGGAGACCCAAAGGGAAGGCCACGCCCCAGAAGAACCGCAAACUAAAGGGUGACCGUCCUCUCUCCAGCUGUUAUAACUGUGGAGGUCUGGACCACCACGCCAAGGAGUGUGGCCUGCCCCCCCAGCCAAAGAAAUGCCACUACUGCCAGAGCAUCAUGCACAUGGUGGCCCAAUGUCCCCAAAAGGCGCUGGCACCCCCCACUGGCUCUCAGGACCACCUGUACCCCUCUCACUCGGCCCACCUGUACCCCCCCGACGAGGAGGCGCGCUCGGGCUCAUCCCCCCUCGAGGGCCCCUCGUCCUCCCCGGAAGAGCCACCCCAGUCGCACCGCGGCGGCCCCCAGAGGUGGAGGAAAUAGGCAGGGAGAGGUGUACCCUGACCCCUGACUCCCCUCACCUAAGGAACCCCCUAAAUCCCACCCCUAAUCUACCUCACACUCGUGAAAAAAAUGGGAGGUCUAUUUUUUGGGGGACCAGCGAAGCUAUGGCAACAAUUGCCAGGGUACGGUUGUGUGUGAAUGUGUGUGACUGAUUGACUGGCUGUCGUCCAGUGGCAGCUAUGGCAAACAUUGCUGGGCAUACGGACUCGUGAAUGACUGUGUGUCUGUGUGUGACUUCUCAAUCAGUGCAGCUCAAGAGACGAAAUGGUCUAAAAGAGAAACAAGGUUGACUGUGAAUCUGGGUUGGAUGACUGGUGUCAUCCGUAACACUUUGAGUGGUAGUUUCUGAAUAGGACUCGGUUUCCUUUUAGAUUUUGGUCCACCUGUUUCAUAUUCAUAUUAUAUCAUUAUUCUAAACGUCAUGAUGCCUCUUUUUUGGCAUUAAGACUUUAAAAAAAGGCCUUGAUGUAGGCCAGUGUUUACUAAUCCUGCAUAUUUUUGUUUUUCCCCUAGCACUAACACACUUAAAUUAAACUCAUCGCCAAGUCUUUGAUUAUUUACAAUCAGGUGUGUUAGUGAUAAGGCAAAAACUAAAGACAUCAUUGCAACCAGGUUUCUGCUGGGAAAAGUAGCCUAACUGUCACUCCUGAACCACAGAAGAUGAGCUUUUCUAGUUCAGUGGUACUAACAAUUGACUGCAGAGUGCUAGUGGGGGAAUGGUAUCGAAUCCAGGCAUGUGUGCAUUCUUGCUUGUCUGUGAGAGACGUUGUUCCUUUCCUAAAACAUAACAAUGGCAGACGAGAAGUUUGAUCCAGGCUUUGAGAUUGGGGCCAACCUCUAGUCGACUUGAUAUUAACAAUUCUGUUUCAUGUAAUCCUAGAUAGAUAUGCCUUAGAUAAGGUGUUGUAGCACUCGAGACAUUGCCUGGCUACCCAGACUCCUUGCUCCGGCCAAACGCUAAGCCACGCUUACAGACGUUAGUUU